AUGCAGUUCACGAAGCUCUUCACUGUCGCGACCCUGGCCACCUCGGCCCUGGCCGCCCCCGCCGCUGUUCCCGUCAACGAUACCAAGGUCCUCGACCUCUCGGAGCUGGCCAUGUUCGACACCUUUGACGUUGUCGCCGACCCCGGUGCCGCUGCGGCCGACCCCCAGGACCGGGCUGUCAUGGGCAUCGAGAAGGCUGCCGUCCUCAUCAAAGAGCUGAGCAACUGGGACAACGCCCGCGAGCGGUUCACAAAGACCACCGUGCUGUCCAUGUGGCAGAGCAACCCCGACCCCAGCCGUUACCCCGCUGUCAUCUGCCAAAACCAGGACUACCGCCUGUCCAAUCCCAACGGCAUCGCCGGCUGGGCCAAGGCCGAGCUCAAGAUGUCGAUCCUCAAGACGGAUUAUGACUUUUUCUACAUGAUGGCCCCCAACACCUUCCACGGCCUCGGCGACGGAGGCUUCAUCAACUUUGCCUCCCUGAACGACAAGUCGCGCUGCACCUUCAACAGCCGGGAGUGCCAGGUUCGCUGCCUGUAA
Molecule: messenger RNA, 540 nt
Organism: Gaeumannomyces tritici R3-111a-1
Lineage: Eukaryota; Fungi; Ascomycota; Sordariomycetes; Magnaporthales; Magnaporthaceae
Exons: 2
Coding region: 1-540 (179 amino acids)
Source: RefSeq, a predicted model, not a curated record